Molecule: messenger RNA, 2418 nt
Organism: Orbicella faveolata
Lineage: Eukaryota; Metazoa; Cnidaria; Anthozoa; Scleractinia; Merulinidae
Product: fibronectin type 3 and ankyrin repeat domains 1 protein-like
Biological process (GO): regulation of apoptotic process
Cellular component (GO): nucleus
Molecular function (GO): protein binding
Source: RefSeq, a predicted model, not a curated record
UGCUGGAAAUGCGAAGAUUUCAGUUAGCGACGGCAGAUUGAACAAUUAAUACCCCCCGUACAGAUGAUGAAUUUUAUGUCAAUAUAUAUUGCACAGUUUAACUCGUGUUAAUUUAUGGUCUGUAGACCAGGAGCGUAAAGGAGCUUACGUGUUGUGAUCGCGCGCGUGAUGGACGACUUCGCAUAUUAGUAUUCAUUUCAGUGGCUAAGAAGCAGAUCUUUACGUGUCAACGUUGUCAAGUUAACAGUUCUUGAACUCAAUAGCUCAGGUGAGAGCUGCCUGAAUCACUGGAGCAAUCAAAGGCGUUAGAUAGCAGAGGGAAUCGUCGCGGAGUUUGUUCAACGACUGAAAUGUCUCUGCCCGAGCUAACGGUGGGCGAAGUAAAUUAUAACAGCAUUGAACUGAAAUGGGAAGACCCCGAAAACGACAACAACAACAAGAAGCGAAAACUGUUUCACGUGCAGUUGAACAGGGCUCGCGCAAGAAGCCCUUGUCCAGGCGGGCCGAUGCUUGAUCCGCUCACCAACUACCAGGGCUACAGCCAACAAUAUGUGUUCAAGGGCUUAGAGCCCAUAACUCAAUAUUUAUGUCGGCUGCGGAUAAUGGACGGCGAGAGCGAUCGCCAAGGAAGUAGCGGAUGGAGCGAACCGAUCACUGUCUGCACAGCAAACGAACCGCCGUCUGGAGCCGAGCUCCACAAGGCGGUCUCCAGGCAAGAUUUGGAAAAGGUUCGGCAUAUUCUGGAAGAACAUAGCGCUGUUGUCGAGGUGAUGGAUAAGUUUGGAUUGACGCCGCUAAUGGUGGCGGCUCAAAAAGGCUUUACAGAUGUAAUGGAAAUACUUCUGGAAUUUAAUGCUGACCCUGAGUAUUCAAACUCAAGCGGCAAGACUGCCCUAAUGGUUGCUUGUUAUGCUGGCCAAGAAGACGCAGCCAAGCUACUCCGUGAACGCGGCGCCUUAUGGGAAACACGUGACAGAAAUGGAUUAACCGCUGUACACUGGACAGCAGACGGAGGGCACGAUGAUCUCCUUUUAUGGGUGCUUCGGAAAGGAGGUCCGGUCGACAUAGAAGACAGCGUGAACGGAUGGACACCCUUAAUGCGCGUUGCGUGCCUAACUGGAAAUGACGAAGUAGCGGAAGUCCUCAUUACCAAAGGUGCUGAUAUCAACAAGAUUGACAAAUCCGGUAAGACUGUUUUAAUGGCUGCCUCCAUGAACGGCCAUUUUAAUUUGGUGCGUUUGCUGGUUGACAAGGGAGCUGAUGUGUUCCUGAAAAACAGGGAAGGAAAAACGGCGUUGGAGUUCGCAAGGUCCAUGGAAAGGCAGCGUAUUAUUAAAUACCUUGAAUUUCAAGUGGCAAAGGAGGAGAAGCAAAGGAAAGCUAAACUGCUGGAAGAGAAACUUAAAGAAAAUCAACUGAAACUAGAUCAGAUGCAAAUAGGUGCAAAUAAAAUCUUAACUGAGUAAGGUCUUACAAUAUCUAAAGGUUUACUUGCGAGGCGGGGCCGUGGGUACAGUUUCAUUCUCUUGGUCAUUAUAUAUGAAUACCAAACUCCUUCCCAGAGCUUUUCCCAAUUUUUAAGGGAAAACCCUGGGAACGAAGCUUUAUGCAUAUGUACUUAUAUCAGGUUCUUGAUAUUGUAGUUCAGAUAAAAAAAAGGACAAGUGAUCCGUCGUCAAACCUGACAUCAGUGCAUGAUUUCUGGGUUUGCAGACUGCAUUGACACCUUAUUUUACAAGUAACCCAAUCAUAGUUAAUAGAGGGGAAUGGAUAUGAAGCCCGGCAAACGUAGAAGGAGCAAAUAAAGACGCCGAGAUUUAAGUUGGAAGUUCCACGACCGUGCACAAUCUUUUGUUUUAAGUUCAUACACUAUGCAUGAAUACGUAACCAAAACGUUGCUUUUGGUUAGCUUCACACCCAGAAAUAAACAACUGUUGUGUUUUGUACACGGUCAAGACCAAGAAACCGAACAAAAACACACAACAAAGAACUUUGCCGGGUUUCAUAACCAUUCCCCUCUAUUAAUUAUGACACAACUGAUUGUUCUGAAAAUGUUCAAUGGCAUGGUAUUGUAUGUUUUCAUGGUUACUUAAAUCAAACAACGGCGAACAUUUUUAAAGUAACGUUUCAAGAGGAUUUUUUUAUACUUAAUGCAUUUGCUUCGCAAAACGAUUGCCUUGUUCUCCUAUAUAACUGAGCGCCAUGAGACAUGCUUUCUAGGGCUUAGCCAAUCUCCAAGGUAACUCAUUAAUUAUCGUUAAUUUAUUAAGGUUUUCACCACGAUAAAUGAAUAUAACUCUCGCCUAUUUAAAUUAAUUCAGAAGCUUAAAAUAAAUUAAAUUGAUGAUUGCUAUUAUGCGAUGUUGUUAUGCUGAGAAUACGUAGAGAGUAAAUGAAGAUUACAUCAUUAAUUAAUGA